CAUUGGGAGACAGUCCAACUCAAUUACCGCGAUCUCAGCGCGCUUCUUGCAUCACUUUCGGCUUGCCGUUGCGAGAGAUCGAUCGUGAGGAAUCAACCACCAUCCUUACCCCGCUACCCCGCCGACACUUUCACGACACCUCAACUGACUCCAACGCUCACAAUGGCGGGCGCACCACCCAAGCUGUUUAGCUUCUCAGACACCGAUUCUCUGGCGAAGCAACUCAGGACGUAUGUCUUGAACAACCAGAACGCUGCCAUUACGCGCCAUGGCAGCUUCAGGCUAGCUGUCUCGGGCGGCUCUCUACCGAACACCUUGGCCAAAGCCCUUCUGGCGCCCGGCAACGGUACUCCAGACGACACGCCCCAAUUUACCAAAUGGGAUAUAUUCUUUGCCGAUGAGCGCGUCGUGCCACUCGACCACCCGGACAGCAAUUAUCGUCUGAUUAAGGAUGAGCUGCUAGACAAGAUUCCUGCUGAGCUGGGACAGCCCAGAGUUCACACGAUCGACCCGGAGCAUGUCCGUGAUGAUGAUCCCCAGGAGGUUGCGGAUUUGUACCAGGAGGAACUGAUGCGAUCAUUCGCAGCCAAGGACAGUGUCAAGCUUCCCGUGUUCGAUCUCAUCCUCUUGGGCUGUGGUCCGGACGGCCACACUUGUUCCCUAUUCCCCGACCACGAACUUCUCCGUGAGAAGGACGCAUGGGUUGCAGCCAUCUCGAACUCUCCCAAGCCGCCGCCAAAGAGAAUUACUCUGACUCUUCCGGUCGUUACGCACGCGUUGUCCAUUGCAUUCGUCGCCACGGGCGGCGGCAAGAAGGAAAUCCUGAGGAGGAUAUUCGACACGGAAGAAGGACACAGUCUGCCAUCCGGUCUUGUUAACGUUGGUGCCGGAGACAGGGUGAACUGGUUCACCGACAAUGCUGCCGUAGAAGGCGUGUCCUUCCCACGACGAGGCAGUCUGUGACGGCUAUUCGGGAGCCCAGCUAUGCGUAUCGAGCCCACCGAUCUUGACGAAUGUUCCAUUACCAACAGUGACGUGUCUACAGACAAAAAGGGACCAGCUAUGUUAAGAGGGAGAGAGGGGAAAUCUCCGCUGUUUCAAUCAUGUCAACUUUUACGGUCUUAAGGAAAUCAAUACCAGCUGUCGUACCCAAUCGAAUUGCCAUACAGAUUCUUGCAAUCACAUUUCCUCAAUAGAUAAUGUAUACUUGUAGCAGGAGCAGGAGCAAAGGUUAGAUUCAUUGCGCUCAUAUUGAUCCCACCACAUAAGGCGACAAAUCACAAAGACGUAUAAAUAUAUAGUUUUACUCUAUUGUUUACGCCCC
This is a messenger RNA of Paecilomyces variotii, 1324 nucleotides long. RefSeq names its product 6-phosphogluconolactonase like protein. The record is from RefSeq and is a predicted model, not a curated record. Gene Ontology annotation, biological process: carbohydrate metabolic process; pentose-phosphate shunt. Lineage: Eukaryota; Fungi; Ascomycota; Eurotiomycetes; Eurotiales; Thermoascaceae. The coding region runs from base 163 to 963 and encodes 266 amino acids. The transcript has a single exon. Gene Ontology annotation, molecular function: 6-phosphogluconolactonase activity.